Messenger RNA from Bipolaris zeicola 26-R-13, 1698 nucleotides. RefSeq lists its product as uncharacterized. Gene Ontology annotation, cellular component: membrane. Lineage: Eukaryota; Fungi; Ascomycota; Dothideomycetes; Pleosporales; Pleosporaceae. The transcript is spliced from 7 exons. Gene Ontology annotation, molecular function: carbohydrate:proton symporter activity. The record is from RefSeq and is a predicted model, not a curated record. Gene Ontology annotation, biological process: transmembrane transport; carbohydrate transport. The coding region runs from base 1 to 1698 and encodes 565 amino acids.
AUGGCUGGUGGAGGUGCUCCUACAGCCGGCUUUGAUGUCGCGCUGCAAAGGCGUCAAGCCCUCAUGGGCAAGAGUGGUCCAGCGGCUCUUGUCAAGAAUGGAAAGGUCUUCCUGAUUGCCAUGUUUGCCUGUCUUGGUGGUGUGCUUUACGGAUACAACCAGGGCAUGUUCAGUGGCAUCUUGCAAAUGCCUUCGUUUGAGAAGCAAACCGAUGGUUAUACCGCCAACGCUACCAAGAAGGGAUGGCUGACUGCCAUUUUGGAACUUGGUGCUUGGUUCGGUGCCAUCAUGUCCGGAUUCAUCGCUGAGGCUGCCUCGCGAAAGUACGGCAUCUUGAUCUCCACCGUUGUAUUCAUUAUCGGUGUUGUCAUCCAGAUUACUGCCAUCGCUGGCGGACACGAGGAAAUUCUCGCUGGUCGUUUCAUCACCGGUAUGGGUGUCGGUGCUCUCUCCACCAUUGUUCCCAUGUACAACAGUGAAUGCGCGCCUCCCGAGGUCCGUGGUGCUCUCGUCGCGCUCCAGCAACUUGCCAUCACAUUCGGUAUUAUGGUCAGUUUCUGGAUCAACUACGGAACAAACUACAUCGGUGGCACCACUCUCCAGACCCAGUCAAACGCAGCAUGGCUCGUCCCUAUCUGCCUCCAACUCGUCCCAGCGUUCAUUCUCCUCAUCGGAAUGAUCUGGAUGCCUUUCUCCCCACGUUGGUUGAUGCACCACGACCGUGAAGAGGAGGCCCGCAACAACCUCGCUUCUCUCCGCAACCUGCCAACUGACCACGAGCUCAUUGAGCUUGAAUUUCUCGAAAUCAAGGCACAGUCUCUGUUUGAGAAGCGCACUGUUGCCGAGUCUUUCCCUCACCUCCAGGAGCAGACUACCCUGAACAUCUUCAAGCUCCAGUUUGUGGCCAUUGCCUCCCUUUUCAAGACCAAGGCCAUGUUCAAGCGAGUCGUCGUUGCCACCGUCACUAUGUUCUUCCAGCAAUGGACUGGUAUCAACGCUGUUCUCUACUAUGCUCCCGUCAUUUUCCAGCAGAUUGGAUUGGUAGGCAACACUACAUCCCUCCUCGCUACCGGUGUGGUUGGAAUCGUCAUGUUCAUUGCCACAAUUCCCGCUGUCUUGUACAUUGAUCAGCUUGGUCGCAAGCCCGUUCUGGCUGUUGGUGCUCUGGGCAUGGCCUUCUCCCAUUUCGUCAUCGCCGUCAUUCUCGCCAAGAACAUCAACGAUUUCGAAAACCAUAGGGCUGCUGGAUGGGCUGCAGUCGUCAUGGUCUGGCUGUUUGUCAUUCAUUUCGGAUACUCCUGGGGUCCUUGUGCAUGGAUUCUGAUUGCCGAAAUCUGGCCUCUGUCCACUCGUCCAUAUGGUACCGCUCUCGGUGGCUCGUCCAACUGGAUGAACAACUUCAUCAUUGGUCAAAUCACUCCCGAUCUCCUCAAGAGCAUCACAUACGGAACUUAUAUCCUGUUCGGUCUCGUCACCACGCUUGGAGCAGCUUUCAUCUGGUUCCUCGUCCCCGAGACCAAGCGUCUCACCCUUGAAGAAAUGGACACCAUCUUCGGCAGCGAGGGAACCGCACUCAAGGACCAGGAGCGCAUGGCCGAAAUCAACCGCGAGCUCGGUCUCACUGCUCUGUCUGGAGAUGGCUCCUCGGGUGUCGAGCACGAGACAAAGAUUGUCAGCACCGAGAAGGAAGCCGUAUAA